Molecule: messenger RNA, 1626 nt
Organism: Prosopis cineraria
Lineage: Eukaryota; Viridiplantae; Streptophyta; Magnoliopsida; Fabales; Fabaceae
Product: glycosyl hydrolase 5 family protein-like
Exons: 3
Coding region: 1-1626 (541 amino acids)
Molecular function (GO): hydrolase activity, hydrolyzing O-glycosyl compounds
Source: RefSeq, a predicted model, not a curated record
AUGCUACGAUUAACUUCAAAAUCCCUCUUCAUCAUUUUUCUUCUACUCGCUUCUUCAUGUCUUCUUUCCAGUUCUUACCCUCUAUCAACCCAGAACAAGUGGAUCUUGGACGAAUCCACAGGACGCAGAGCCAAAUUCGCGUGUGUGAACUGGGCAGGUCAUCUAGAGCCUAUGAUCCCUGAGGGUUUUCAUAAGCAGCCACUGAAGCAUAUAGUGGCUCAGAUCGCUCAACACAAGUUCAAUUGCGUUCGUCUCACAUACGCCAUUCACAUGUGGACGCGUCAUGGCAAUGAUACUGUUGGAGACACUCUUCUUCAUUUGGACUUACCAGACGCCAUCCAAGGCAUGGAGAAAAAUAACCCUUCGUUCUUGGAGAUGACUCACGUGCAGGUGUUUGAAGUUGUGGUUCGUGAGCUUGGGGCUCACAAGGUUAGGGUUCUGCUGGAUAACCAUGUGAGCAAACCCAAAUGGUGCUGCAACGAUGAUGAUGAGAAUGGGUUUUUCCAUGAUCGCCACUUUGAUCCCGAGGAGUGGACACAAGGGCUUACCCUAGCUGCCAAGCAUUUUGCUGGCAAUUCCGCUGUGGCAGCAAUGAGCUUGAGGAAUGAGCUACACGGUCCACGCCAAAAUCAGGGAGAUUGGUACAAGUAUAUGAGCCACGCAGCCAGAGCCAUACACAAAGCGAACCCACAAGUCCUAGUGGUGAUCUCAGGAUUGAACUACGAUACCGAACUUCAAUUUCUGCGGAAAAAAGCCCUGAAUCUAGACAUAGGUAAGAAGCUGGUGUUCGAGACUCAUUUGUACUCGUGGUCCGGGAUAGGAACCCUAAAAUUAGACGGCAUAUGGACGAAGCAACCAUUGAACAGAAUCUGUGCCCAAAGCGCAAAGGGCAUAGAUUACAGAGCUGGGUUCGUGACCACGGGCGAGAAUGCCGUUCCUUUGAUAUUUACUGAGUUUGGGUUUGAUCAAACUGGGGGUUCUGAGGAAGAUCUCAAGUUCUUGACUUGCAUUCAGACAUACCUUGCGGGAAGAGACAUGGACUGGGGCUUGUGGACCCUGCAAGGAAGUUAUUACAUGAGAGAGGAGCGAGUGGACGUUGAAGAUACCUUUGGAGUGUUGGAUUCAUCUUGGAAUCAGCUAAAAAAUCCUAACUUAACUCAGGUGCUUCAACUUCUCCAAAGGACGAACCAAGAUCCUGGUUCCAAACUCCCACAACAUUCUAUAUUGUACCACCCUCUAAGUGGGCAAUGUGUGACUGUGAACGAGAAGGACGAGGUUGAAUUAGGAAGCUGUGAAAACAAAAGCAGAUGGCACCAUGCCAAAAAAGGAAACCAAAUCCUAUUGGUUGGCACCGACAAGUGCCUAAGUGCAAAUGGUGAAGGCCUUCCUGUGCUUGUCUCUGCUGGCCAUAACUGCAACAGCCACAAAAGUGCUUGGAAAUCCCUUUCUCUCUCGAAGCUUCAUUUGGGUAUUAAGCAGGAGAAUGAUCAUCACUUGUGCUUGCAGAAAGAUUCCAACACAUCGGCCAUCGUCACUGCCAAAUGUAUCUGCAUUCGUAACGAGGAUUCUUUGUGUUUGGAUGAUCCUCGGAGUCAAUGGUUCCAGUUCGUUCCCGCCAAUGUCUAG